Molecule: messenger RNA, 359 nt
Organism: Habropoda laboriosa
Lineage: Eukaryota; Metazoa; Arthropoda; Insecta; Hymenoptera; Apidae
Gene: Nplp3
Product: neuropeptide-like 3
Exons: 2
Coding region: 38-280 (80 amino acids)
Source: RefSeq, a predicted model, not a curated record
UUGUACGUUGUGUAUACGCACCUUCGAACUAGUAACCAUGUUCAAGACGUUGUUAUUCGCUGGAUUGUUGGCGGUUGCGUUGGCUGCACCAUCGCCAGUCCCGGCUCCAGCACCAGCUCCUGCACCAGCUCCAAGUGGUUUGAUCGCUGCCCCUCUCCCCCCUCCAUUGGGACCAACUCUUCUCUCCGGCAUUGGCGCACCCGUUCUCUAUCCUAGCUACCCACAAAUUCCAAUUGCCGGUUACACGCCACCCUACAUCUAUAAGAGCUACAUCCUCUAAUGAUCGAUAAAGGAGGCAUCGAUCGAUCCACCAAACAACCGAACAACCGAAAUGAUCAAUCGACUACUCAUCUGCUCAU